Messenger RNA from Pseudopipra pipra, 8345 nucleotides. RefSeq names its product nuclear FMR1 interacting protein 2 (gene NUFIP2). Gene Ontology annotation, cellular component: nucleoplasm; cytoplasmic stress granule. The coding region runs from base 97 to 2082 and encodes 661 amino acids. Gene Ontology annotation, molecular function: RNA binding. The record is from RefSeq and is a predicted model, not a curated record. NCBI's taxonomy places the organism in Eukaryota, Metazoa, Chordata, Aves, Passeriformes, Pipridae. The transcript is spliced from 4 exons.
UCCGCCGCCUCCCCCGCGCCAGCCGCGUCCCCGCGCCGGAGCCGCACGGCCCAGCAGCGAGCGCCCAGCCCGGCCCGGCCCCGCCAGCCGCCCCCCAUGGAGGAGCAGCCCCACCACCACCAUCACCACCACCAUUACUACUACUACGGCCACCACCACCACCACCACCCGCAGAGCGCCUACCUGCCGCCGCCCGACGGCCGAGCCCAGCCCAAGCCGCCGCUCCGCCACGAGCACAAGCACGGCGGCCCGCAGCACACGGAGGCGCCGAAGCGGAGACCAGGCUACGGAGAACUAAAUGGUAACGCAGGAGAAAGAGAAGUGUCACUGAAGGGCCUGUGCUCUGAUGAAGCCACCGCCCCAGGAUCCAGGGUACCCAAUGGCAGCCAGCAGCUCGUAGAUUCUAAUGUCCCCCCAAAGCAGACUGUGAAGGCCAGUGCUUUGGGGAAAGCUGGAAUCAAAACCAAGAACUUCGUUCAGAAAAAUAGCAUGGACAAAAAGAAUGAGAAGUCCUAUGAAAAUAAACUUAGAGAAGGCCAGUCCUCAGACAAGCCAGAGGGAGUGUCUAUUCCAAAUGGCGUGGUAACCAAUAAUUCCAGCUAUAUCACCAAUGGCUACGUAGGCAAAGGGGCCGAUAACGAUGGUAGUGGCUCCGAGAGUGGAUAUACUACGCCUAAAAAACGGAAAGGCAGGCGCAACAGUGCCAAGGGUUGUGAGAACCUGAAUCUAGUACAGGACAAAAUAAUGCAGCAGGAGGUCAGCGCACCAACCUUGAAACAGGAACUUGAGAGUUUCAAGCCUGAUUAUAGUGAACAAAAGGGGAACCGAAUUGAAAAUACUAAGCCUGUUUGGAAGUACGAGGCUGGGGCUGGUGGAGCAGGCCGGGGAAAGCCUGGGCUUGGGGAUGUACCCCGGAAAAACUCUGAUGCCAAACCUGGGAUUAGCAGCAAGAAGUUUGAUGACCGGCCCAAAGGGAAGCACGCAUCGUCGGCUACGUCUAAAGAAGACUCAUGGACCUUAUUUAAACCACCCCCAGUUUUUCCAGUGGACAAUAGCAGUGCUAAAAUUGUUCCCAAAAUUAGUUAUGCAAGUAAAGUUAAAGAAAACCUCAACAAAGCAGCUCAAACCCCAUCCACUUCGUCGUCUUUGUCAUCUUCGUCAUCUGCCAGGGAAGCUCAGGCCCAAACAUCGAGUCGACUGUCCCAGGUCCCCAUGUCUGCGAUGAAAUCUGUCACCUCUGCCAGCUUCUCAAACGGGCCGAUCCUCGCGGGGACCGAUGGAAGUGUGUAUUCCCCAGGGACCCAGCCACUGCUCUCAACUGCUGCUAGUACUGUACCAUCGACCUCCUCCGAGUCAGUAGCCCAGGACAUGAGUACAACUUCGACAGCUCUAGAACAAAAGAAAUCUGGCCUUUUUAUCUACCCUUCAAAUAUGCAAACUGUGCUCCUGGGUGCAGCGCAAGUCGAUUUCCCUUCGCAGACGAAUCAGCAGAACCUGGGCGAUAUCUUCCAGAAUCAGUGGGGCUUGUCUUUCAUAAACGAGCCCAGUGCUGGACCCGAAACUGUUGUGGGGAAAUCUGCCGAUAAUCAGUUAAUGGAAGUGACAUUUCAAGGGGAAUAUCCUGCCACUUUGGUUUCACAGUGUGCUGAAAUCACUCCCUCAGGAACUGAACAACCUGUGUUUCCUAAGGCUUAUGAGCUGGAUAAACGGACUAGCCCUCAAAUUCUUAGUGCUAUUCUUAAGCCUGGGACUGCUGUUGAGGGUGGUGUCUUAGCUUUGGAGUCGCAUCACACAGGUGACCUACAAAAGGCAGACACCGGUAGCCAAGGUGCUUUAGUGUUUCUUUCAAAAGACUAUGAAGUAGAGAAUCCUCUGGCCUCUCCUACGAACAAUUUGCUAUCCUCCGCCAAAGAACAGAGGUACCAGAGAGGCCUAGAAAGGAAAGAUAGCUGGGGUUCUUUUGACCUGAGGGCUGCUAUUCUAUAUCACACUAAAGAAAUGGAAGCGGUUUGGAAUUUGCAGAAGCAAGAUCCCAAAAGGAUAAUCACUUAUGAUGAAGCCAUGGAUCGCCCGGAUCAAUGAAGGUAGCAAGACAAGACUGCCUGUUAUAACCUUUCUACAGCAUUUGUGCUGUUCGUGGGGGACAAAAAGGCUUUUAUGCUCCUUCUAAAUCUUCAGUGCAGCAGAGGAACCAUAACUAGAAUCACAGGAUAAUAUAUACAAAUAUAUAUAUAGUUAUUUAAAAGUGGCAACUGAAAGUAAUUAGACUUCUUAAGGAAUCUGAAAAUUUAUUUCAACGAGACUACACACGUGAUUAUUUAAUCUCCGGUACUGAAUAGAUUUUUUUUUUUCAUUUUUGUUUUGUUUUGUUUUUGUUUAAAGAGUGAAUGCAAGUGAUUAAGGAAUACAGACUCAAUUACAAGCCCGGUUUCAAAGUUCCUGCUGUCGUCUACAUGGGCAACAGCAACCCACUGGAGAGGCAUUUCCACUUGACAAGGUUUCUGUUUCUUGUUCUGUGACUGUAGUGACACACUAAUCACAGGGAAAUCAGGAUGAUUCACCAUCCUUCAUCUCCCCUUUCCCUUUCACCUCCCCCAUUUAGUUUCUUUUUUUUUUUUUUCUGGUUUGUUUUCCAUUGAAUGCUGGAGAAACGCCUUGAAGUUUGCAGAGUUUCUUUUUUUUUCCAGAGAAUUAUAAGCCGCAUGUUUUGCCAGGAGUAAAGCAGCAAUCCUAUGUGGGGGAUAUUGUCUAAAACGGCUCGUUCUGCUGAGGGAAAGAUGGUAAUACUGCAGUUCUAGGAUGCAUGGUGAAGUCACACAGUUGACCUGGCUCCUGUUACACAUUGGACUAUUGCAGCUGAAGAGUUAUUUCAUUUUAAAAGACAACGUGGAAAAAUAAGCAAUCUGUUUAGGCAUUUAAUAUGGGAAAAAACAACAACAACAACAACAAAAACCCCUACUGUUCCCACAGUUUAAUGCCAUUGUAUUACUGGGAGCAAGAAAAAAAAAAAAAGACAAAAAAAAUAUCUUCUGCUUUCAACUGUAGGUGCUUCAUAUUUGCUCUGUCUGUCUCCUAACACUAAAUGUGCUGGAUUUUUUUCCCAUUUUCAAUGGAAAACUGAAGAGGAAUUGAGUUCUGCUAACUUUCAUCCUUCUUGAAUUAUUUUUUCUCUUAAAAAAAAAAAUUAAAAAUAACAAAAAAAAGAAAAAAGUUUAAAAAAAAAAAAAAAGAAAAAAAAAGAAAAAUGGGAAUUUGAAUCCUUUUCAAUUUGUCCAUAGAACGCCAAUGGCUGGGCUUCCUGCCCCUUGGAAAUGCUCUUUUAUAUUUUAAUGCAGUCUGUGUAUUUCCGGGCUCUGCUUCUAAUUAUCUCUUAAUAAAAAUAUAUUUUAUUACAAAAAAAUGGAGGACUUAGGAAUGAAAAUAAUAAUUUAAAAAAUAAUUAAAAAAAAAAAAAUCCCAGGGAAAGGAAGGCUUCCUAGCAGUGGUAGGGAAGGCUGAGCAGAGUGCAGGCUCCAGCUGUGUAACCCACUCUGUCCCAUUGCAGCUUGUGUCGAGUGUCCAAAUCAUCUGGGGGUUGGGUAGUUUUUCUGGGUUUUUUUUAAAAGAUGGAACGGUCACAGGGUCCAGUGCAAGAGUGAGAAGUGAAUAAAGCAGAAAUGGGUUUGCUGACCAGCCCCAGCUCCACACAUGCCCAAUGCUCAUUGUGGGUGUCUGUGGCUGAAUCCUGGCUCCUGGUUAUCAAGGUCAGCAGCAGUUGGUGUGUCCUAAAAUUAGUCUGGACCCUGUGGGGCAUUACAGGAAGCAGAUAAACCCAAAACUUUUGCAUACCCCUUGUGCUUAGAUUUAUCCAUCAGGCUGGUGUCUGGUCACUAGUGGGGUUCCACAGGGCUCCAUCCUUGGCCCAGCUCUCUCCAAAGUCUUCAUUAACAACCUGGACACAGGACUCGAAGGGAUACUGAGUGAGUUUGCUGACCACAGUAAAGUGAGAGGAUCUGUCACCUCUCAAGGGCACAGAGGUCCUGCAGAGAGACCUGGAUAAAUCAGAGAGAUGGGCAGUCACCAACUAUAUGGAGUUUAGCAAGGGCAAGUGCUGAAUUCUGCACCUGGGACAGGGCAACCCUGGCUGUGUGUCUAGACUGGGGAAUGAGAUGCUGGAAAGCAGCACUGUGGAAAGGGACCUGGGGGUGCUGGUCCAUGGCCAGUUGGCCAUGAGUCAGCAGUGCCCUGGCAGCCAGGAGGGCCAACUGUGUCCUGGGGGGCAUCAGGCCCAGCAUUGCUGGCCCGGUGAGGGAGGGGAUUGUCCCUCUCUGCUCUGCCCUGGGGCAGCCUCACCUUGAGUCCUGGGGACAGUUUUGGGCACCACAAUAUAAAAAAGAUAUUAAGUUGUUAGAGAGCAUCCAAAGGAGGCCAUGAGGAUGGGGAAGGGUCUGGAGGGGAAGCCAUAUGAGGAGCAGCUGCGAUCACUUGGUUUGUUCAGCCUGGAGGACACAGGGAAAAGCUCACUGUGGUCUUUGCUCUCCUCAUAGAGGCAGAAGAAGGGCAAGUACUGAUCUCAUCACUCUUGUUACCAGUGACAGGACCCAAGGAGAGGGCCUGAAGCUGAGUCAGGAGAGGUUUAGGAUGGAUAUCAGGAGAAGGUUUUUCACCCAGAGGGUGGUUGAGGACUGGAACAGGCUCCCCAGGGAAGUGAUCACAGCACCAAACCUGUCUGAGUUCAGGAAACAUCUGGACAACGCUCUCGGGCACAUGGUGGGAUUGUUGGACUGUCCUGUGCAGGGCCAGGAGUUGGAAUCACUGGUCCUGAUGGGUCUUUUCCAACUCAGCAUAUUUGAUGAUUCUAUGAUCUGCUUUUUUGUUUUGUUUUGUUAAUUAGGAGUAUGUAGCAUGUGUUUUUUUAAUUGUUUUUAUACUUUUAAUAAGAUUGUUCCUGAAUGAGACUCUUGGGUUCAUGGUGGGACGAUGAAACUGAGUUCUGUACCUUGUGUAAGACGCUUAGCUUUCUGCCACGCUUAGUUUUAAACGUAUGACUAUGGAUUGCCUACUCCAUUUGAUGUAUCAACCACUAUAUAGUAUAAUACUGAGUGUGAUACUAUAUAGUCAUCAUGUAUUGUAUCAGUCCAGGUUCAGAAACUUGUGGUUGGCCAGUCGCAAAUAGUUCUGUUUCACCUAUAAACUGUACCACCUUUACAGGUGUGUGUAACUUUGAGAUGUAUAACAUGUUUACAGAUGUGCCCGACAUCUAGUCCUCCGACAUCCCUAUUUUAAUUCUGUUGAGUCUCCCAACUGCUUGCCAAAAGUCGGAAUUGCCUCCGGCUCCACCGGCGAAGAGCUGGGGCAUUCCUGAGCUUUAAAGUGUUGAACAAACUGGAUGGUGGGGACUGGGAAUAUUAAGGUGGAAGAAGUGUUCUUUUUCCUUUUUAUUAUUAUUUUCAAAAAGUUGAAGGCUAGUAGCAAAGUUUCCAGUUUGUUUUACUGGCUUUAAGGCUCUGCUGUGUAUUUAUUUGCCUUGUGUAGUCACUUGUCGCCUUAAGGGCUAGGUUCCAUUAAAAAAAAAAAAAAAAAAAGGAAAAAAAUUGCAAAAACACCCUGUUUUGCUUCCCUGGGGUCUGUGCUGUCCUGUACUCCUAUCCCAGAUCUGCACUGGGGGCCGGGGGGAUGCAGGAGCUGAGCAGCACUAACCGGUGCUGAGGACCCUGCGCCUUUAGAACGGUCUGAGACUUGCUGAAUAUUGGAGGACUCUCAUCUUGACCUAGUCCAGUCUUUCAUUUAACUAGCAAAAGAACUGCUGAGAGAAACAUGGUUCAAGCAAUGGGUUGGGUUGGUUUAUCCCUGAUGCUCAUCCCUGUGGCUUUGCCUCGCUGUGCGUGGCCCCUCGCCAGCGGGACCCAUCCAGAAACACCCUCGGCAGCACCUUCUCUGCUGUAUUUCUGACCAUCCUCUGUUCAGACGUCUGUCCUUCUGUCUCCGUGAGCUCCAUGGUGUGUGCUCAGCGCUAAGCAGUUAGGAAUUCCUCUCUCUCAGCUCCUGUAGCUCCAGCUCCCCAGGAUUUCUGGGAUAGACUAUUGCCUAGAGCCAGGCAGGACCGUGGAAGGAACUUCCUUGUGCUGUCGUGUAACUCGCCCUGUGCUGUCUGCAGUCCUCCCCAAGUCCUCACACAAUUCUUAACUGAGCACUUAUUAAAAAUAUCUUAAGAUUUAAUCUGUUUUCUGAUUAUUUUUGUGUAAACUUAUAAAAAAAAAAAAAAAAAGAAAAAACCUGAAAUUGAGCUGUGACUAAUUUAGCACAUUGAAAUAACGAUAAGGUGUUACCGAUAAGUCUCAUGUUUUGUUUUUGUUUGACUCAGAGUAUUAGUACUGUAGCAUAAACCAAAUACAGCCUGGGAAGGGGAGCAGCAGCCUCCUGUCCUGGGUCUGCACCCGAGGGUGUCUGUGGGGGCGAGGAGCCGGCGGUGCGUGUGAGCAUCUGAUGUGUAAGGAGAGCGAGCGUGUAUUUAUUUGUGCCAUUGUUUUCAUUACACUGAGUAAAGUAAGUUUUAAAACAAAACCCCCCUAAGUAUGUGUAGUAUUGGAAAGUGGCACUAAGGGUGAGAUCAUGACCUAUUUUUUUAUUAGCUAUGAAGAUACUAAUUCAGGUUAAGGAUUCUCUCUCAUUUCUGUUCCUGUUGUGAGUUUCCUUGGCAAACUGUGUGUUUACUGGAGUGAGGAUUCCUGUGAGGACAGGGGCUGUCUCCUUUCUCCUCUGGUCAUUCAUUCCCCACCAUUCCUCCUCCACCAGCAGGUUCUUCUGUACAGGGUCUUGUGUAACAGAGGCUGAAGUGCCAGCCAGAUCCAGCUCGGAAUCUGCGUGCUCUUUGGUGGAUCAGGGGGCAUUUCAUCUGCUCCAAGAGGUAAUUUAAAAAUUGCUCUCUGUUCCUGGUGACAGUGGUUUGGGGCCUUCAGCCUCUGCUCUCUCCCACUUCACCCAUCUGGUAGAUUGGCAGUGUGUUUCCUUUCAAGGUUUGGUUGGAGUUUGGUUUUGGUUUAAACCCACCACGAUCCUCUGUGAAACCUGUUAGAAAUCUCUUUUCUCUUUGACCAGUGGGUAGCUCCAGGGCAUGGAUUCUGCCACUAACCCACUUCGAACCUUUCAGAACCAUUAAAUCCCACUGUUUGCCUUCGGUAGCUGCUGUGACCUUCUUCAAAAUGUGGAAAGAAACCCCAAUUCUCAUUAGGUUGCAAAUCCACUGUUUGGUGGCUGGGAGCGGUGAUGGGUGAACCAGCCAGCUAAAGGGAAAGGAAAAUUGCUUCCUGCUGGGAAAAAGAAAGAAAGAAAGAGAGAUGGAAGUUGUCCUCCCAGUUGUGCUUGUAAUUAGUGCUUUCACACUGUAGCACCAUCACAUCCUUUCCCAAGUGGCCAGUGGGUGACCUUGGGGACAUCUGGGAGCAGUGGCAUUCACAGCCGUGUUUCAGAACUGCUGGUAGUUUUCCUGUGCAUUGUUUUUGAUCUUGAUUCAGCAUCUUCAGUAAAUUGCUAUGGUGUCCCAAGCUUUCAGGAGUCUUAUCCUCUCAUCCCUAGAAGAUUUUUCUUCCAUCCAUCCGUUGUGAUUUGUUUUCCUUACAGAGGCUGUUUACAAGGGAGAUGGUUGAGGUCAGGAGGGAAGAGAGCAAGGAUUCACCCAGUUUAAAGCUUCUAGACAUUUUCACAGUGGUGAGGAAGGCAGGAGAAGGGCUGGUGUCGUGGAGUAGCUGAAAAAGCCAGAGUAAUUCUAGCUUUGGCCACCACCAGAGCAUUUUUCCAUGUGGAAAAGCCCUAGUGGAAGCAAUUGGAAAGCAGGAACCUGGGCUGGUGGGAAGGAGAUCUCGGUGUGCACUGUGGAUGUGCUGCCUCCCAGGGAUUACAGAGCUUUAGAGGUUUGCCCAGUGCAUGUUACACCCAAGGGUCAGGCUGGCUGCCUCUGUCCUAUCUGAGAUCCUCAAAAGUGGCAUUGCAGAGCCAUGGAUGUCUGGGGAGAUACAAGAACCCUGUGGUGGCCUCAUGUCCAGGGCAUGAGCCUGUUCCCUGUCCCGGGACAGGAGCAGGAGUCCUGCCUGUGCCCACACUGGGGGAUGCUGAGCUGGAUUUGUCUUGACUGUUAAUGAGAAAGCUUCAUAUAACGUGUCCAGAGCUCUAAAGCCAUUUUGUAAGAUAGCAGUGUCCCUUUUCUACAGCCUUAUUAAUGAGUAGAGUAUCUUUAAAAAGAAAACAACAACAAAAAAAAUUGCUCAUUUCUUUCUGUGGUAUGAAACUCGUGUACUGCGAAUUUCUGUUUAGUAAAAAGACAAUUUACAGUUUUCUUAAAAAACAAAAAACCAACAAAAAAACCCAAC